This is a messenger RNA of Strigops habroptila (Kakapo), 1973 nucleotides long. It is a transcript of the gene CD164L2, whose product is annotated as CD164 molecule like 2. The transcript has 6 exons. The record is from RefSeq and is a predicted model, not a curated record. NCBI's taxonomy places the organism in Eukaryota, Metazoa, Chordata, Aves, Psittaciformes, Psittacidae. Bases 84 to 830 code for a protein of 248 amino acids. Gene Ontology annotation, cellular component: cytoplasmic vesicle.
GUGUGUGCAGUGCGUGCUGGGGGCUGCAGCACCCCCCCGGGACCGGGGCUUUCCCACGGCCACGGCAGCUCGCAGGCGGGGGGAUGAUAUGGGGAUACGGGGAGGAUAACGGGGGAUGCACCCCCGGACCCCCCCCGCCGUGCCCGGGCCUCCCGGGGCGGAGCGGGGCUGGACGAGGCGGGACGGGGCCGCCCCUUCCAGCGCCCCCCCUCCUCGCCGGGGCCGCCUCCCUCGGGCGCGCGUCUGCCCGCGGCUCCGCUCCGCUCUCCCGGAGCGCCGCAGCCGCCACCUCCCGCUGGGCCCGGGCUGAGCCGCGCCGGGCCAUGGCCUCGUCGUUGCGCUGCGCGCUGCUGUGCGCGCUGCUAUGGGCGCAGCGCCCAGCGCCCACCCGCGCAGGAGGGUGCAGUGAGCUGAAGCUCUGUGAGACGUGCACGGGCAGCCCCACCUCACACAACAGCACUGGCUGCAUCUGGGUGCACUGUGGGACCCCCGAGGAGCCAGAGAAGGGGAGCUGCGCGCAGAGAGGGGUGGCAGCAAGGGAGACCUGUGUGCUCUACAACACCAGCACCCAGUGCCGAGCGCUGAAGUUCCCUACUGAAGAGCCUCCACGGUCCCAUAACAAGGAGCCAACAACGACACAUGCACCAAGGACCACCAGCACGAGCCCCCCGUUGACGGGCAGCCCUGAGUUCCACCCUCCUGGCUUCGACACAGCCAGCUUCAUUGGUGGCAUCGUGCUGGUGCUCAGUGUCCAGGCUGUGGUCUUCUUCAUCAUCAAGUUCAUCAAGUCCAAGGACAGCACCUACCAAACACUAGAGGACAACCAGUAGGUCCUGGGUGCUGGUGGCGAUGGGAAGGCGGCUCCCCCCUGCACCCUCAGAGCUUCACCCUUCCCUGGCCCGGGGGGGUCAGGGGGUGUCGUGGCCCCUCUCCUGGUUUGCAUGAGGGGUGUUUCCCAACUGGUUUGCUGUUUUCCUGGAAGUCGUUAGUGGUGGAAGGAAAAGGGGGGUCCCCCCUUGUCCCCCUAUAUGGAGCGCCUGGAUGGAGCCAAUGCACCGCCCCUUGGCACAUCUGUGUCCCCCUCCCCACCCUGGGCAUCCCCUUCCCCAUUGCCUCCCCUCAGCUAUGGGGCUCACCAUAGAGGGGUCUUGCUGUGUGCUUUUGCUGUGCCUCUGAUUUGCUGUGGGGGUGUUUGGGGGGGUCCCUGCCCCCUCCCCGUGUGUUGUUUGGGGAGGGGGUGUGUGCUGUGUGCUGUGGGGUGACACUUGUAGCUCGGGCUGCCCCAAUUAAACUCUGUGAGGUGGUGUCUGUCUCAUGUCCGGCGGGGCCGUAGCUGGGGGGGGACAGAAAGUGCCCCCAUCCCUCCUCCCACCCAACUCUUAGGUGCAGGACCAGCCCUUCCCCAUGGCAUUGCCACCGCACUUGGAUACCCCCCCGCAUCCCACUCCCUGGGGGGCUGCAAAGGGCUGGAUCCCCCACCCCAGGCAAAGCCUCCCGGGCGCUUUCUGCUACCUGCUCUUUGUCCAUUGCACCAGGAUCUGAGGCCAUCAGGCUGGGGAGAUGCUGCCCUCGUCCUCCAUGGGGCAGGCAGAGAAGAGGCCGGUGCUGCCAGCAUCCCUGCCAGCAUCCCUGCCUGCAUCCCUGCCUGCAUCCCUGCCUGCAUCUCUGCCUGCUGCCAGCAUCCCCGCCCGCUGCAGGACGCUCCCCCCCGUGUGGCCACAGGGCCCCACAGGGCUCCACAUCACAACUAUGCAACUGGCUCCUCCCUGGGGGGCACCGCGGUGGGACGCGUCACCCAGUGGGUGCUCCAGGGUUGUUGCACCCAACGUGGUAGAGGGAUGCAGCCAGAUGCAGGGGUCCCAUCCAGCCCUAAAUCCAAGCCUUGAGGGCAUCAGAGAGCAUAUGGCCAUGGCUGGAAGCAGGGGGACCCUGGCACAGAGGGGACAGAGACCCAAUAAAGGAUUUUCCUCCUA